AACCCUUGACCAACAGCAGCACAAAUUCAUUAUGCUGACACCACCAGAAUGGAACAAGGUGCAAAGACUUGACUCUUCUAGAGCCCUGUCGGUAUGUAACUGAGAUCCUGGGUGGGGAGGCCUAUGUAUCCUGCUCUGUUGUACUGCCUGCCCUCUGCCACUUGCGUCGUGUAAUGGAGGUCUCUGCUGAGGACCCUGCAUAUGUGGUGCGAUUUAAGACGGCAUUCAAAGAAGACCUAGCCUCCCGCCAAGAAAAUACCAACAACCCAUGGCUCAAGCUUGCAACGGCCCUGGAUCCACGCUUUAAAGACUUGAAGACCCUGCCCAAGAGUGAAAGAGAAGAGGUGUGGACCACACUGGGAGGCAUGCUGCAUGAACAAUCACCAAGAAGGUCACCACAGACUUCUGAAGAUGGGCCACCCAAGAAGAAAAUGAGCCUGCUCCUACAAAUGUGCUCAGAUUCAGAUUCUGAUGAGGAGGUGCAGCCUGGCAGAGACAUACACAGGUACAGGGCAGAGUCCUGCAUUAGUAUGGAGGACUGCCCCUUGCAGUGGUGGUCUACUCAUUCAGGAGCCCAUGACAAGCUGGCCCUGCUGGCUCGCAAAUAUCUAGCGACUCCUGCAUCCACAGUUCCAUGUGAAAGACUCUUCUCAGUGGCAGGCCACAUCGUGCAAAAGAAACGGUCAGCCUUACUUUCAGAAAAUGUCAACCAGUUAGUUUGCCUCAGCAACUGGCUAAAAGAAGAAUAGCCAAGAGAGACACAUUUUAUUGUAUGAAGGUGUGGUAGUUUGUUAAUUU
This is a messenger RNA of Gadus morhua (Atlantic cod), 798 nucleotides long. RefSeq names its product zinc finger BED domain-containing protein 4-like. Lineage: Eukaryota; Metazoa; Chordata; Actinopteri; Gadiformes; Gadidae. The transcript has 2 exons. Gene Ontology annotation, biological process: regulation of transcription by RNA polymerase II. The record is from RefSeq and is a predicted model, not a curated record. Gene Ontology annotation, cellular component: nucleus. Gene Ontology annotation, molecular function: protein dimerization activity. Bases 174 to 749 code for a protein of 191 amino acids.